AUGGCUGAGGACUCGGAGCCUGAAUUCUACCUGAGGUGGAAACACUGUGAGACGCCCUAUGUUAAGACUUUAUGCAAUCUAACGAAACUCUUGAACAGACUUCAGAAAGACCACAGAGAUGACGUCUACCUUUACAUCUCUGGACACCUGAAUCCCAAUAAGCUCUACAGGCCACCUGCGACGAUCUUGCAUCACUGGGCCAAUGCCAAUAGGCCAAAGGGGGAAAGAAUCGUCAGAGUGGAAAAGCCGUUCGAUAAGAAGAUUGCAAAGAUGAAAGAUGCCUGGGCUUAUUUUACCAUCAACACAGCCCUGCAUCCAAACGAUGCCCAGAACACACCACUCUUCAGGUAUUUGAACCCUGUGGCACACACUUCCCACAGUUCAGAAGAGGAUCUCAUUCCAAAGAUGGCUCCAAGAGGAGAGGGUUCUUCUGAAGGACGCAAGAAGGAAGAACUAAGACUGCCAGAGAUGAAGGUUCUCAAGUCCAAAACAGUCAAGUCCAGCCGUCAGUGCGUGAUGUCACCUCCAGGCAAGGAUGAAUACCAGUACAUCAGCUCAUACUUGGCCGGCGUGACCAAAGCAGACAAGUAUAGGAAGUUCUUGUGUUUCGAAAAAGAAGUUCUUGCAAAGCAAGAUCUCCUGAAGAAUGAUUUCACUGGGGGCAAGGCAGCGAUAUGCCAUGAAAAGAAGCUGGAACAGGAGCUCCAGAAAGUAUGCAUAUGCGACCCUCAGCAGUUCAACAGACUACAGGUCUUUGGGAAAAUUUUUGAAGACAUUUGCAAUAGUUCUUUGAUAUUUGGUGAUAUCUUGAAAGAAGUGAAGGACACAUAUGAACUCUACAUGACAAUACUUCUGGAGUCCCAGCCCACAGCCCAGUAUGAGACUUUGCUGGCUCACUUCAAGGGGCUGCAGAGGAGAUCUGUGAAGACAGAGGAUGUCGACCAGGCCAGGGAGGAACUGAGGGCGUGUGUGAGGGCUGUCAAAGCAGCCGUGGAGCGUAAUGACAAACUCAGAAGUGAGUUAGAGUUGGAGCGUGUCUUGCUACAAUCUGCUAAGGAAAAAUCAGAAUCAUCCAAGAAAAAAGUAAUGGAUGAGGAGAACCUUACUCUUAUUGAGAAGGUUGAGAAGACGAGGUGUGAAAUACUUAAUAAAUGGGAUGAAAUUCAAGCUCUUGAAAGAGAAAUUAAAACAACUUUGGUUCAUACUGGAAUUUCACACAUCACUGAGAAUAAGAUUAAAAGCAUAGAGACUGAAACGAUAAAAUUGGACACAGCAAAUAAAAUUCUAAGGAAGAAAAUACUUAUUAUUGAAAACCAUUUGAAGCAGAGCAUGAAGAAGAAUAAGAUGAGUGAGGAGGAGCAGCAGAACUUCUGGGAAUUUAUUAAAGAAUUUGUAAAAUUUAAAGAAGCAGACAAUAACUCCCAAGUGAAUGGAAAAAUGACCUAUGAAAAUUUACAGCCACCAUGUACAUAGCGUCGAUGCUUGCAGAUGUGUAUAUUAAUGAAGAUACAUUUCAUUUUGUUGGUUUUAAUCUCUAAUAAAAUUAAUGUGGUAUAUGUAUCUUCAGAUAUUGAAAUAAAUACAUGUAUGCCUUUGAUUAAUUUUUCUUUUGUAUACAUCUUCAUCACAAUAAUACUUCUUGGAGCAUUUUCUGCUUUCAUUUAAUAACUUUCUCCAGGGAAAAAUACUUUGAAUCAUUUGAUAGGAAUAAGAAUUUCAGCAUCACUGCAGUAUAGACCAAACUUGUUUCUUAUUUGCCAAAGCAAGGAUAUAUAUGGGCAUUUAAUAAAAUGUAGUAGUCAUCUAAUUAAUAUUCAUUUAAUUAAAUAAUGAUACACUGCUCUACAAAUAUUACAACACUAGCAUAGUGCUUUGCAUGGCAGGUGUCUCAGCUGAUUGUUAUCUUUGUGACAACAUUGUGACUUGGGAUUUUUUUAUCUCUACUUUGCCUAUGAUCUGGUCUGAGCACUUGGAGUAAAUGCAAGUCCGAUUUCUUCGGACAUUCAUAUAUAGGACUGUUGUGAAGAUUAAAUGUAAGUGGUGAAAUACAAAGACGAGGGAGUUAAUCCUAACUUAAAAUAUUAAAGUUUGAGUUCAGAAAGCAAGAAAGAGAUAAGCAGCAUUUGCUUUCUAUGGACCAGGAGGUUGAUAUUGGGGAGGUGUGUUCAUUACAGCUCUCUUUGCGAUCAUUAGCUUUCCCUGGGGCACAACUAGUUCUGCUUUUAGAGAUAAAAUGAUGGCAGCUGAAACCGAAAAUUUUUACCAUAUAUAGAAAUAAAUUGGAUUUUAUUAAUGUUUGUUGAAUUCUCUAUGUUCAAGUUCCUUUCUAUUGGUUAUCUAUGUUCACUAGAAUCUUAUUGAGUAGGUACCAUAUUUCCCAUACAUGUAGGGGAAAGAAUGAAAACGUGAA
Messenger RNA from Equus quagga, 2410 nucleotides. It is a transcript of the gene C8H6orf118, whose product is annotated as chromosome 8 C6orf118 homolog. Lineage: Eukaryota; Metazoa; Chordata; Mammalia; Perissodactyla; Equidae. The transcript is spliced from 10 exons. Bases 1 to 1473 code for a protein of 490 amino acids. The record is from RefSeq and is a predicted model, not a curated record.